This is a messenger RNA of Miniopterus natalensis, 1871 nucleotides long. The record is from RefSeq and is a predicted model, not a curated record. NCBI's taxonomy places the organism in Eukaryota, Metazoa, Chordata, Mammalia, Chiroptera, Miniopteridae.
UGUGGUGCAUGGUUGGGGGCCUCCAUGCCGUGUUCGUGACCAGGAACUCCAGGCCCAACAUUGUCCUGUUGAUGGCCGAUGACCUUGGGCUGGGAGAUUUAUGCUGCUAUGGUAACAACACAGUCAGCACCCCGAAUAUCGACCGUCUGGCCAGGGAGGGAGUUCUGCUCACCCAGCACCUGGCAGCAGCCUCUGUGUGCACCCCGAGUCGGGCAGCGUUUCUGACAGGCCGCUACGCCAUCCGAUCAGGCAUGGCCUCUGCCUUCAACCUGAACCGCGCCCUCGCCUGGCUGGGAGGCUCGGGCGGUCUUCCCACCAACGAAACCACCUUCGCCAGGCUGCUUCAGCAUCAGGGCUACCGCACGGGGCUCGUAGGAAAGUGGCACCAAGGCCUGAGCUGUGCCUCCAGGGAUGACCACUGUUACCACCCCCUGAACCAUGGCUUCGACUACUUCUACGGGAUGCCCUUCGGCCUUCUGAGCGACUGCAGGGCCUCCGAGACGCCGGAGCUGCACCGGUGGGUCAGGAUCAAGCUGGGCAUCUCCACCGCGGCCAUCGGGCUCCUCCCUCUCCUGCCGCUCAUCCCCCGCUUCACCCGCUGGUUCCCGGUGCCAUGGGGCAUCAUCGUCACCUUCGGGCUCCUCGCCUUUGUCUUUUUCGUGGGCUGGUUCUCCAGCUACGGGUUCGUGCGGCGUUGGAACUGCAUCCUCAUGAGGAACCACGAAAUCGUCCAGCAGCCCAUGAGGGAAGACAGAGUCUCCGCGCUCAUGCUCAAGGAGGCCCUCUCCUUCAUUGACAGGUACAAACGCGGACCUUUUCUCUUGUUUGUGUCUUUUCUUCACGUCCACACGCCCCUCAUCACCAAAGAGAAUUUCGUGGGACGCAGCAAAUACGGUCGCUAUGGCGACAAUGUGGAAGAAAUGGAUUGGAUGGUGGGUAAGAUCCUGGAGGCCCUGGACCAGGAGUGCCUGACCAACCAGACACUGGUGUACUUCACCUCGGACAAUGGGGGCAACCUGGAGGCACAGGCCAGGGGCGAGCACCUGGGCGGAUGGAACGGGGUCUACAAAGGUGGGAAAGGGAUGGGCGGAUGGGAAGGGGGCAUCCGCGUUCCAGGAAUAUUCCGGUGGCCAACGGUGCUGGAGGCUGGGAAGGUCAUUGACGAGCCCACCAGUCUGAUGGACAUUUACCCAACGCUGUCUUACGUCGGGGGAGGAAUAUUGCCCCAGAACAGAGUGAUCGACGGCAAGAACCUCAUGCCUCUGCUGGAAGGCAGGGUCCGCCACUCGGACCACGAGUUCCUCUUCCACUACUGUGGGGUCUACCUGCACGCCGUCAGGUGGCAUCAGAAAGACUGUGAGUAUGAAGACGGUGCAACGGUGUGGAAGGUUCAUUACGUGAGUCCCAAAUUUUCCCCGAAGGGAGCUGGAGCCUGCUACGGGAGUGAAAUAUGCUCCUGUACUGGAGACGUCACCUACCACGACCCUCCACUCCUCUUUGACAUCUCAAGAGAUCCUUCUGAAUCCCGACCGCUCAGCCCCAACAACGAAGCGUUAUUCGACUCUGUGGUCAUGAAAAUCGAGGCGGCCGUCAAAGAGCAUCGAAGGACACUCACGCCCGCUCCACAGCAGCUCUCUGUGUUCAACACUAUUUGGAAACCGUGGCUGCAGCCCUGCUGUGGGAAUUUCCCCUUGUGUGGGUGUGACAAGGAAGAUGACAUUAUAGCCAACGCUUGAGGAGCAGACAGGGGCUACUUGUUACCAACCACCCACGUGCUGUUACAAAGGCUGUUGGGAACAGUUCUCGCUGACUCAUUCAACCCCUUUGGGAUCAACAAUGACGCCCUCCACUCAUUUUUUAAAAAAUAUGUU